Pocillopora damicornis (cauliflower coral) is the source of this 1894-nucleotide messenger RNA. RefSeq lists its product as uncharacterized. The record is from RefSeq and is a predicted model, not a curated record. Lineage: Eukaryota; Metazoa; Cnidaria; Anthozoa; Scleractinia; Pocilloporidae.
GAGGACUGUCACGACAAAGUUUUUCUCAAAAACAGUCAGAAAGUAUUAUUAACUCUCAUCGACGAUUAAUUAAUGUACGAAGAUUAUGAUUUACCUCUGUUCGGUAAGUAAAUGGCAAGGAAAGUAAUUAAAAGGAAAUUCGAUUUUUUCUUUUGAAGUUGUGAGAGUUUGCUCGUUUUUUUUGCUGCAAUGGUGUGUGUAAAUCGGGUCUUUCCUCCACAAAAACUACAUUCGAAUGAGACACUUCAAUUAGACACAAGGGGAUUUAUGCAGCUCUUUAUAAUUUAAUUGCUUCAGUUUCUGCUUUGCAAUUUACGGUACAAAUGUCCAAAUUGAACAGACUUGGAAAGACUUACCGAAAGCGUAUAUUUGUUGUAGAACUGAAAACUUCGCUCGCUCUUUUACUUCGAACAAAUUGUUUGAGGGAAUUCACAGUGACUCUCUUUACCCAAGAGCAUCGAUGUAAACUUGAAAAAUGUCAAGAAAAUUUUACGAAUUCGAUUAGCAUCCCGUUCAGGGGCAGCGACAGAACCUUAAUUCACAUCAUGCUGAAGGAAACCGGAAUUAGAGAUCCGGCAGUGUGAACGGCAUGCCUUUCUCAAGAAUCAACCCAUCCAAAAUAUUAUUUUAGAUUUGAUUCCCAUUUGAUUCAAUCUUUAUGAGAUUUGAGAUUUCAGUAAAUCAAUCAAAAAGAGUAACGUUUUUUUCCUGUUACAGAUAUUUUACGACAUGAACAGACUUCUGCAUAUGGCGCCUGUCAUGCGUAAUGCCCCAACAUUUCGAGGGAGUCUUGACUAUGAUGUUCACGGAAAAAAUUGUGCAGACAUCUUCUGUGUCCUGCCACAAUGCGUGAACUUUAAGUUGCAAACCAGGCAUGUCAGCACAUCUCGAAAAGACAAACCUGACAGUCAGGCCGGUGGGGCUUCGGCUGACACGACUGCGAACAUCUUGCAGAACAGUAAUAAUGAUAGCAAUGUAGCGUCCUUAAGUCCAGCCAUUCUAGAUCAUGAUGCAGAGAAACAGCUCCUGGAUGAAUUAGAAGAGUAUGAGAGGUUUUUGGAACGACAGGUAGCUGAUAUGGCCCCACAGCCUGGUUUCAGUGGUCGUUUUGGGAUUGAAAAGCAGACGACCUCGUUUCCCCUUUAUAACCCAAAAGAGGAUUGUCAAGUUCCUCGACAGACAGAUUCGUUGCACUGUUACAGCCCAAAAAGGGAUGGCCAGACUCCCGGCGAGACAGCGAGAAACCAUCAACCUUAUUCCCGCGAUUACGACGCAAAAUUUGAGGGGAGGAGAUCUACCUUUAUGAAACCUUCUAAUUCCGCGGUUAGGCUGAAUAAGGAAUCUGACGAAGAUCCUUUCUUUCCAAGUUUCUAUGAGCAGUUUGCAUCAACAGAUCAAUUUACUGUCCCAGUAAAAAGGUCAGGGGACAUUCAUGCUGCUAAACGCACGCGGAAAGAUUCCUCUAUGACGAAAACCAUGCCAAUACCAGCCACCAUCGUGCGGGAGAAGACUGCUUGCCACUUCUCGAGCGCCUCAGAGCAAUUUCUUGGCACACAUUCCGACCCUAGCCGAAUGGUGUUUGGAAUCCUCGCGCAGAUAUUGCAUAUGUUUGAAAAACCCAUGUCUGCUGAAGCUGAAACAUUUUUUGUCCAUGUUCUUCAAAAGGCACUCAGAGAGAUACAGAAUGUAACGUCACGAGAGAGCAUCAAGUGAGUUUACUAUAGACCCGCGGCAAGAGUUUGUAAUAUGAAGUUGUAGAUUACUGAUAUAUUUUCAUUGUUCUUGAUGAGAUUGGAGACUCCGGUUCGAUCUGUACCAAUGUGUCAAUUUUUUUUGUUCGCGAAAUCUUGAAAAUAUUUUUUGUAAAUUGUAAAAAGUGUUGCAUUAAAUUACA